AUGGACACACAAGCAGGAAUAUCUCAGAAGGACAUCUAAUGUUAUCCCCGGAUUGUGACAUAAAAGAUAAUGACAGUAGACAGGAUUCUCCAGGAGAUAACCCCAUUACCCCAAUUAUACAUCCAGCUCUAUCAGCUGAUCCCCCUGAUCCUGGGAAAUGUUCUCCUGAUCACUCUGAUAUUGGUGCAUCUGUUACAGCUCUGAGAGUAGAUACAGAGUUUCCCUGUUCUGUAGAUGCCAAAUGUUUUACACAGAACACAAAGCUUAUUACCCAUCAGCCAGCUAAGGCAGGUGAGAGGCCAUUUUCAUGUUCUGAGUGUGGGAAAUGUUUUACAUACAAAUCACAUCUUGUUAUACAUCAGAGAAGUCACACUGGUGAGAUGCCACUGACAUGUUCUGAGUGUGGGAAAUGUUUUGCACGGAAAUCGCAUCUUGUUAUACAUCAGAGAAGUCACACAGGUGAGAAGCCAUUUUCUUGCUCUGAGUGUGGGAAAUGUUUUUCCCAGAAAUCAAAUCUUGUUCAACAUCAGAGAAGUCACACAGGUGAGAAGCCGUUUUCUUGCUCUGAGUGUGGGAAAUGUUUUUCCCAGAAAUCAAAUCUUGUUCAACAUCAGAGAAGUCACACAGGUGAGAAGCCAUUUUCUUGCUCUGAGUGUGGGAAACAUUGUUUAAAUAAAUCACAUCUUGUUAUACAUCACAGAAGUCAUACAGGUGAGAAGCCAUUUUCUUGUUCUGAGUGUGGAAAAUGUUUUUCCCAGAAAUCACCACUUGCUAGACAUCAGAGAAGUCACACAGGUGAGAAGCCAUUUUCUUGCUCUGAGUGUGGGAAAAGUUUUACACUGAAAUUACAUCUUGUUAGACAUCAGAGAACUCACACAGAUGAGAAUAUAUUUCCAUGUUCUGAGUGUGGGAAAUGUUCUGCACACAAUUCAGAUCUUAGAAACCAUGAGAGAAGUCACACAGGUGAGAAGCCAUUUUCUUGCUCUCAGUGCGGGAAAUGUUUUACACAGAAAUCACAACUUGUUACAUAUCAGAGAAGUCACAGAUGGACUGUUACCAGCAAUACCAAGAAACCCCAAGCAGUGCUUAGAUGUCAGAGGGGAGACAGGGAUUCUGCAGGUUUCAUGGUGGAGGCCAUGAAGGACAUUGGCCUGCUACUUCCAUGGCUGUCUCGGCACGCAGAGGACUCAGGAUACGACAAUGGACUGCGGAUGCAGUAUCCAAGAAAAGUGUGGAGAACCUGCCAUUCAAGGUCAGGCACUGUUUGGGGACGCAUUGGAUUUGUGGAUUUCCACGGCGACUGCGGAAAAGUUACAUUUCCAUUAUGUAUUUUAUUUCCAGCAGAUGGACACACAAGCAGGAAUAUCUCAGAAGGACAUCUAAUGUUAUCCCCGGAUUGCGAAAUAAAAGAUAAUGACAGUAGACAGGAUUCUCCAGGAGCUAACCCCAUUACCCCAAUUAUACAUCUAGCUCUAUCAGCUGGUCCCCCUGAUCCUAGGAAAUGUUCUCCUGAUCACUCUGAUAUUGGUGCAUCUGUUACAGCUCUGAGAGUAGAUACAGAGUUUUCAUGUGCUAUAGAUACCAAAUGUUUUACACAGAACACAAAGCCUAUUAACCCACAGGCAGGUGAGAGGCCAUUUCUAUGUUCUGAGUGUGGGAAAUGUUUUGCAUACAAAUCAUAUCUUGUUAGACAUCAGAGAAGUCACACAGCUGAGAGGCCAUUUCCAUGUUCUGAGUGUGGGAAAUGUUUUGCAUACAAAUCACAUCUUGUUAAACAUCAGCAAAGUCACACAGGUGAGAAGCCAUUUCCAUGUUCUGAGUGUGGGAAAUGUUUUGCACACAAAUCAGAUCUUGUUAUACAUCAAAGAAGUCACACAGGUGAGAGGCCAUUUUCUUGCUCUGAGUGUGGAAAAUGUUUUAUCCAGAAAUUACAUCUUGUUAUACAUCAAAGAAGUCACACAGGUGAGAAGCCAUUUCCAUGUUCUGAGUGUGGGAAAUGUUUUGCCCACAAAACAGAUCUCGUUAGACAUAACAGACAUCACACGGGUGAGAAGCCAUUUUCUUGCUCGGAGUGUGGGAAAUGUUUCGCACUCAAAGCAGAUCUAGUUUUACAUCAGAGACGUCACACAGGGGAGAAGCCAUUUCCAUGUUCUAAGUGUGGGAAAUGUUUCGCACACAGAUCAGAUCUUAUUAAACAUCAGAGACGUCACACAGGCGAGAAGCCAUUUCCAUGUUCUGAGUGUGGGAAAUGUUUCGCACACAGAUCAGAUCUUAUUAAACAUCAGAGAUGUCACACAGGUGAGAAGCCAUUUCCAUGUUCUGAGUGUGGGAAAUGUUUUGCACGCAAAUCAUAUCUUGUUAUACAUCAGAGACGUCACACAGGUGAGAAGCCAUUUCCAUGUCCUGAGUGUGGGAAAUGUUUUGUACACAAAUCAGAUCUUGUUAUGCAUCAGAGAAGUCACACAGGUGAGAAGCCAUUUCCAUGUUCUGAGUGUGGGAAAUGUUUUGCACACAAAUCAUAUCUUGUUAUACAUCAGAGACGUCACACAGGUGAGAAGCCAUUUCCAUGUCCUGAGUGUGGGAAAUGUUUUGUACAUAAAUCAGAUCUUGUUAUACAUCAACGAAGUCACACAGGUGAGAAGCCAUUUCCAUGUACUGAGUGUGGGAAAUGUUUUGCACACAAAUCAGAUCUUGUUAAACAUCAGAGACGUCACACAGGUGAGAAGCCAUUUUCUUACUCUGAGUGUGGGAAAUGUUGUUUAACCACUUAACUGACCAUUUAUUUAGCAAAAAAACGCUCCGAAAUUGUUUUUUUUUUUUAAUGAGUGAAUUAGGUGAAGAACAUGAA
This is a messenger RNA of Pseudophryne corroboree (corroboree frog), 2848 nucleotides long. Its product is annotated as zinc finger protein 271-like. The transcript has 4 exons. Gene Ontology annotation, biological process: regulation of transcription by RNA polymerase II. Lineage: Eukaryota; Metazoa; Chordata; Amphibia; Anura; Myobatrachidae. Gene Ontology annotation, molecular function: DNA-binding transcription factor activity, RNA polymerase II-specific; RNA polymerase II cis-regulatory region sequence-specific DNA binding. The record is from RefSeq and is a predicted model, not a curated record. The coding region runs from base 39 to 2771 and encodes 910 amino acids.